Messenger RNA from Phasianus colchicus (ring-necked pheasant), 3777 nucleotides. Lineage: Eukaryota; Metazoa; Chordata; Aves; Galliformes; Phasianidae. The record is from RefSeq and is a predicted model, not a curated record.
UUGUUUUUCUGUAAAGUCUCUUCCCUCCUCCACCCGCAAUGUGAAAAGCAAAUCUGUGCUCAGAGCCGCUGCUGAGAUUGCAGUUAGACCAUUCCCUUCCUGAUCCUUAUCUCACCAGGAUGUAGGAGGGUCCUGAGGGAAUAGCUGGAAGCCUUUCGCUGGAGCCAUCCAAGAAACAAGCUCUGACUGCAGCCUUUAAAUGGCAAAUCCAUUCAGUUCUGGGACCAGGCUCCGAGGUUUAGUUUAACCCCAUUGCACUCCAACAUCCCUGAGCUCUGCUGCACCAGAGCCAUCCCAGCACCCAGCAUGGGCCCUGGGCACUGCUCAGAGCUCUGCAGGCUCCAGCUAAAUAGCAGGAUCUAAAAAUACACCUCUGAAUCCUAAUCUCAAACAAAGCCUCAGAUUGCUGGCUCACAAACCUACUCCAGCUGCUUUCUGUGCAGCAGCAAAGCCAGGGCUGAGUUUCUGCAGGGCUCAGCGUGAGCUUAUCCUGCAUGGGGCUGCAGGGUGGUGCGGGAACAAAGAGGGGAUCCUGUGUAGCCAACCCCAAUGUUUCUUGCACAAAGCUCCUCCUGCUGCCAGUUCCAUCAGUGCAGGAAGGCUGCUUCAGAUCCCAGCUACUUUUAUGAAACACAAUACACUGUAUUUGGCAGCAAAGGGGUCCAAACACUCCAACCGCAUCAUCUAGCAGAAGGGUGAUGUGCCAUAGCAGUACAUACACACACUGUGUGCCCCAUACAGCCUGGCCCUGAGCAGGAGCACCACUCAUCUCCCCAGCACUGGAGGGGCUGCAGCCGCCUGGCACCCUGUGGGUGUAGAGCUCAGGGCAGGAAACAGAUGCUGCUGCUGCAGGAAGCAUCUGGAAAUGAACGCCUCCUUCACCUUCCCAACAGAAACAGGGAUGUGUGGGGUGGAAGCAGCCCGGUUUGGCCCCAGCUGGGGCAGGUGCAGUUCAGAUGGGUUUGACAGCACCGCCCUUGGCUGCCAUUGGGGAUGGAAAACCCCAAACGGUGUUAUGCAGCACCAUCACUGAAAGGCCUAUGGUGUGUCUUUAGGAAGCACAAAGCCUCUCUUUUUCUCCACAGUGUCUGAAAGGAGCCACCUGCACAGCGUGCCAUGGGUACCCAGGUGAGGCGAUGGAGCAUUUUUCACAGCCAUGAGGCAGCACGGAUGGCUUGAAAACAAACCUUUUGCUUCAGUCCCAUGCAGCACUGACUGUUUUCUCAUCUGUUUGCAGCCGACAACAGAGGAGGGUGGCCCUGCUAAGGCCCCUACAGCUUAGGCAGCAGGAGACACGAGGAGGAGGUCAGCCACAGAGGCGACGCAGCAGCUCAUACCCGAGCACCACCAGGAUGUGUUUGUCCCCUGCUCACAGCUGCACAGCACCAGCUGGUUGGAGAUGCAAUUCAGGCUGCAAAUCCAGCACACGCCAUUGCUGGCAUUCAUCUGCUGUGCCCACAGCUCUCAGCUCCUGUUAGAAAACCAGUACCAAGUCCAUGUGCAGACUGGGACCACCCCAGAGAGCUGCUUCCUUGCAUUUUCCCCAGCAGUAAUGGCAACAACACACCUUCCAUUCGGGGAGCAUGGGGGACUUACAUGUCUUACAUGAAACUUACAUGUUUCAAGGAAGCCAGCCCAUUUCACAGAAGAGAAUGAAGAAGUUGUCUUUAUUUCUGACUCUGCCUCUUGCCAAUUUCACUUCCCUGGCUAUGCCAGAGAUGGCAGAGAUAGGGUUGCUGUAGCUGGAGGCAGUGUUUUCCACACGCACAGCCCUGUGCUGCCCACUGCCUGUUGUGUUCCAUGACCUAACCCUGGCCUUGCCAUCCCUUUUGAUUGUACGAGGAAGCCUUUUGGCACCCAUCACCCUGGGGGCAGGCCAACAAUGAGGUUGGGUCGGUGGCCCUAUGGGCUUCUACUGGAACCGGGGGCUCCUACUUGAGAACAUCACUGUCACUAUAGUAAUGCCACACUGAGGAAGGGCUGGAAUGCAGCAAAGCACCUUAUAAGCUGCAUCAUUUCCUAAAGUGACCACAGAGCGAUUAUCUGCAUUGAUAGAGGCAGCAUUGCACAGUCAGUUCUGAGUACAGGUUUCUCACUUCUAAAAUUGCCUUAUCUGCUUCCUUCAACUGGUCACAUUUGGUUUUGGGUUGCUGGUGAGCAGCACUGGGAGAGUUUUUCCACUUUUUUUUUCCUUUUCUUUUUUUUUCACAUCAAAUCACCUUUCCAAAGAACGUGAAAGCUACAGAGUUUCGGAAGGGCUGCGGUGAGCUUCAGACACAUCCAAAACGAAGAACGUUUCCUGAAUGCUGAGACGGGCAACAGCUGAUUUACUGCUGAGCGCUGAGGAUGUGAAAUUCUGGAGGACAUUCACACACCAGGGAAGCACAGAGACGGCCCACAGCAGCACUGAGGAUGCCACAGAGACCACCGGUACCCAUGUGCACACAGGACUGCUCAGUCAGCAGCAGCCCCACCAAUGGAACCUUCAAUACCAGCCAGGUGAUGGGCGGCACGGAUGUGAUCUACAUCAGUAUUGAGUGCCUGGUGGCUCUGCUUGCUGCCCUGGGGAACAUCCCGGUGGUCUGGGUGGUGAAGCUGAAUGCAGCCUUCCACAACACCACCAUGUACUUCAUUGCCUCCCUGGCGCUGGCUGAUAUUGCAGUAGGGGUGGUCGUCGUUCCGCUGGCUGUGUUGGUCAGCCUGCAUGUCAGCAUCCCGUUCCAUUUCUGCCUCUUCCUCUGCUGCCUCAUGGUGGUCUUCACCCAAGCCUCCAUCCUUUCCUUGCUGGCCAUCGCCAUCGAUCGCUACCUGCGUGUGAAGCUGCCCAUCAGAUAUAAAAUCAUCUCUACAGAGAGAAGGAUUUGGUGGGCGCUGGGGCUGUGCUGGUCUCUGUCCCUGCUGGUGGGAUUAACCCCAAUGUUUGGAUGGAACAAACGAAGAAGCUCCCACUAUCACACGUGUGAAUUUCUCUCUGUGAUGAGGAUGGAUUACAUGGUGUAUUUUUCGUUCUUCACGUGGACUCUCAUCCCUCUGAGCAUCAUGUGUGCUCUCUAUGUGGCAGUAUUUUACAUCAUCAGGACAAGGCUAAGCCAAGGAGCAACCAACGGGAGAGGGGUGGGAGUGUUCUAUGGGAAGGAGUUCAGGAAAGCCAAAUCUCUGGCACUCGUUCUGUUCCUGUUUGCUGUGUCCUGGUUGCCUCUGUGCAUCAUGAACUGCGUUUUGUACUUUCACCCUGAAUAUAAGAUUCCUAAACCUUGGAUCUUCUUGGGAAUCUUGUUGUCUCAUGCCAAUUCUGCCAUGAACCCCAUUGUCUAUGCUUGCAAGAUAAAGAAGUUCAAAACCACUUACCUUUUAAUUUUAAGGACCUACAUCCUAUGCAGAAAAAAGCCCGAAGCCAGUCUCAGUUCUUACAGAUUAAACACAGCAGCUGUCAUAGACACAGAAUGAACGUUGACCCACCAGCACACACCAGACCCCUGAUAAAAUGCUUUAAGGAACUCACGGAAAAAACACAUCCUGUUUCAUCUGCUGUCUGACACAACUGACGAUAAGGGCAAGCUGCUCACACACUAUCUGAUUCCCAUAUGACAUUAAAGCCCCAAAAAUUAAUUUGCAAACUUUUACAUUGUUAUAACCCACUAAAUUUGGCUUGGUUGUUGCUGUACCAAGCCCAGACCUUCUCAGGUAAGCACCUGCCUUUAAGAGCACCUUCUGGUUCUUGUUUACUGAUUUGAGUGUUGCUUGGCAGACUGUGACCCAAAGCACAGUUACCAAGAU